Molecule: messenger RNA, 429 nt
Organism: Aspergillus caelatus
Lineage: Eukaryota; Fungi; Ascomycota; Eurotiomycetes; Eurotiales; Aspergillaceae
Exons: 1
Coding region: 118-372 (84 amino acids)
Source: RefSeq, a predicted model, not a curated record
AGGAGAGAACCCGUUGCAUUACCUUCAACCCAUGAGGUCGACGCAGAAACGUUUACUUGAUUUAUCGUGUUCCUCCAUGGGCAAAGUUAUAUUUCAUCUAAAUUUCUUUUCUGGUGCAUGAUGAAAUUGUAUACACCGUAUAACACCGGAGCGACGCAGAAACUCCACCCGACGGCAUUACGGAAGUUACAGUAUCGAGGGACAGAACCAGCUUUACUCCGUACUAAGCAUAUCUUCGCUAUGGAUUGUGACAAAGAGAGCGAUCUCAGCUUCGAUGUAUUCAUCAGCCAUCGUUGGGGAUCAUGCCAGAUAUUUGAGGAACUUUCCUGGGUAGAGACCCUGUCGAGUUCUCGAAGUUUUCUUGCUUGUUGAAAGUGGUUAACACUAGAAGAGGUCGCCGACUACUCCUUCGACCAUAUCGGCCUGUAA